AAGGCAGUUCCAAUGGACCUAGGCUAGGCCAGGCAGGCCUACUAACUGGUGCUUAAAGCUAGUCCUAACAGGACUGAGUAGAUCCUUGAACUCCAUGGUUCUCAUGGGAAUCCUCUGAUAUCAAAUCUCCUUCCCCUACCUGCUUCUCCUCUGAUCCUGUGGAGAUGAAAAUUGACAUCCAUAGUCAUAUUCUACCAAAAGAAUGGCCAGAUCUAAAAAAGAGAUUCGGCUACGGAGGCUGGGUGCAGCUCCAACACCACAGCAAGGGAGAAGCCAAAAUGAUGAAAGAUGGGAAAGUCUUCCGAGUGGUCCAAGAGAACUGCUGGGAUCCAGAAGUCCGUAUUAGAGAAAUGGAUCAAAAAGGAGUAACGGUGCAAGCUCUUUCCACAGUUCCCAUCAUGUUUAGCUACUGGGCCAAACCUCAGGACACUUUAGAUUUGUGCCAGUUUUUAAAUAAUGACCUGGCUGCCACUGUCGCAAGAUACCCCAGGAGAUUUGUGGGUCUGGGGACACUGCCCAUGCAGGCCCCUGAACUGGCUGUCCAGGAGAUGGAGCGCUGUGUAAAAGAGCUAGGCUUCCCAGGGAUCCAGAUUGGCUCCCACAUCAACGAGUGGGACCUGAAUGAGCAGGAGCUCUUUCCCAUCUACACGGCAGCUGAAAAGCUCAACUGCUCCCUGUUUGUGCAUCCCUGGGAUAUGCAGAUGGAUGGACGCAUGGCCAAAUAUUGGCUCCCUUGGCUUGUAGGAAUGCCUGCAGAGACCACCAUGGCUAUUUGUUCCAUGAUCAUGGGUGGAGUGUUUGAGAAGUUUCCUAAACUGAAAGUGUGUUUUGCCCAUGGAGGUGGUGCCUUCCCCUUCACAGUGGGGAGAAUCUCCCAUGGUUUCAGCAUGCGUCCAGAUCUGUGCGCCCAGGACAAUCCCACUAACCCAAAGAAAUACCUUGGCUCUUUCUACACGGACUCCUUGGUUCAUGAUCCUCGAUCCCUCAAGCUACUAACAGAUGUUGUGGGCAAGGAUAAAGUCAUUUUGGGAACAGAUUACCCCUUUCCACUAGGUGAGCUGGAACCUGGGAAGCUGAUCGAGUCUAUGGAAGAAUUUGAUGAAGAAACAAAGGAUAAACUCAAAGCUGACAAUGCUUUGACAUUCUUGGGUCUUGAGAGAAAACAAUUUGAAUGACUGGAUUCACCCUGACAGCAAACUUACAAGAAGAUAUUUCACUUUAAACAAAAUGUAUCAGUUCAUGCAUUACUAAAACCUGACUUUAAACUACCCCAAAAUGGAAUAUCCAUAAAUAUCCUAAAUUAUUCAUAACAAAAAUGAUUCUCAGGAGCUUUCAUUCUGAAAAGCAAGACAUUACUUGAUGUGCAAAUCAAACAUUAUUUUCCCAGUGUCUUUUUAAUUAAUCUAAAAGGGAUUGUUUUAAUGUCAAGGGCUUACUUAGGUAAAGAACGACAAUGGAUUGAUUUUAAAGGGCUCCUGUUGGUUCUCCAGUUUCAUCAAAGACAAUAAACUGGCACAAAUAAUUUGUUUAAUUCACUUUUAACAUUUUCCAUUAGCCAGAGCUGGGAUGGGAAUAGUUUAGCCUUCAUAAACAUAAAGGACAUUGAUAUACAAUACUCACAACCUCAAGGAACUUACAGCCCAAUUAAGCAAAUAGCAGAAAUACAUUGUAGUGAGGAAGGUUAAACUGCCAUUUGAGACCCAGUAGCCCACACCGUGUGGGAGGAAACAGAUGAUGAUUCAAACGCUUGAAUCACCUGCCACCCUGUGGGAGACCCAGAUGGAGUUCCAGGUUUCAGCCUGCCCCAACCCUGGUUAUUGUAGGCAUCUGGAGAGUGAACCAACAGAUGACAAAAUCUCUUCCUUUUCUCUCUGCCACACUGUCUUUCAAAUAAAUAUAAAUAAAUUUUAAAAGACAAGACAUGUAUUCAUAGAAUAAUUACUAACCAACACAGCAUGUGUACUAAAGCAAAAUAAGAAGAAUUUAUUUUGGUCUCAAAUUGUUGAGCAGAUCUUUAAAGAGAGUUUGAAAUUUGGGCUAAAUCUAGGAGGUUGAAGGUUUUUGUUAUUUUUUGUUUGUUUUGUUUUUGAGAGAGAGAUGAUAGUUGCAGGAUUACAGCUCAGGAAGUAGGAAGGAAAAACUAUAGAAUAGCUGUAGUUUCACACUCAAUGAGACUUACUCAUUUUGAAAAAAAAAAGUUGUGGCAUAUAUACUCCAUUUUAUCAGCUUUUUAAAAUUUAAUACACUAAGCAGAAUGUACAAAGUCAGUUACAGAGAGCAAGUAAAAUAAACA
This is a messenger RNA of Ochotona curzoniae (black-lipped pika), 2293 nucleotides long. RefSeq names its product aminocarboxymuconate semialdehyde decarboxylase (gene ACMSD). The record is from RefSeq and is a predicted model, not a curated record. Gene Ontology annotation, molecular function: carboxy-lyase activity; hydrolase activity. The transcript is spliced from 10 exons. The coding region runs from base 165 to 1175 and encodes 336 amino acids. Gene Ontology annotation, cellular component: cytosol; cytoplasm. Gene Ontology annotation, biological process: secondary metabolic process. Lineage: Eukaryota; Metazoa; Chordata; Mammalia; Lagomorpha; Ochotonidae.